AUGGAAGAAAUACAAAGUGAGGUAAUAACAUGGAAGAAGGAUGAGAAUGAGAAAGAAGAAGCAGAAGCUCAAGUGGAAAUAUGGAAAUACAUAUUUGGUUUUGCUGACCAAGCUGUGGUGAAAUGUGCAAUUGAACUUGGUAUAGCUGAAGCCAUUGAAAAGCAUGGGAAACCAAUGUCACUAUUAGAGUUAUCAUCAACUCUAGGAUGCAAUCCUUCAUAUCUUAACCGCAUCAUGAGAUUCCUAAUACACAGGAAGAUAUUCAAAACCAUAUCUACCAACCAUGAAAACUAUCCUUACUAUGUUCAAACACCACUUUCUCUAACAUCUUCAACAACCGGUGAUUUAAAAACAAAUCUUCGGAUUUUGCAUGAUUGGGGGGAUGAAGAAUGCAUCCAAAUAUUGAAGAAAUGUAAGGAAGCUAUUCCAAAUGACAAUGGAAGAGUAAUUAUCGUGGAAGCAGUGAUUGAAGAAGGAGGAAACCACAAGUAUAAAGAUGUAGGGUUAGUGUUAGACAUGGUGAUGAUGGCACACACUAACUAUGGCAAAGAACGUACCCUGAAAGAGUGGGAAUAUGUGAUCAAAAUGGCUGGAUUUAAGGGAUGCACUGUGAAAUCUAUCAAUGCUGUACAAUGUGUAAUUUUGGCUUUUUGCUAA
Molecule: messenger RNA, 657 nt
Organism: Medicago truncatula (barrel medic)
Lineage: Eukaryota; Viridiplantae; Streptophyta; Magnoliopsida; Fabales; Fabaceae
Product: acetylserotonin O-methyltransferase
Exons: 2
Coding region: 1-657 (218 amino acids)
Molecular function (GO): protein dimerization activity; O-methyltransferase activity
Source: RefSeq, a predicted model, not a curated record